This is a messenger RNA of Patella vulgata (common limpet), 2801 nucleotides long. RefSeq lists its product as uncharacterized. The record is from RefSeq and is a predicted model, not a curated record. Gene Ontology annotation, cellular component: endoplasmic reticulum lumen. Gene Ontology annotation, molecular function: protein N-acetylglucosaminyltransferase activity. The transcript is spliced from 2 exons. NCBI's taxonomy places the organism in Eukaryota, Metazoa, Mollusca, Gastropoda, Patellidae. The coding region runs from base 567 to 1805 and encodes 412 amino acids.
GAAGUCGGUAUUUUAAAUAUGGCUAGAUCUAUUUGUUAAGGCCAACUCAAUUUUCGUCAAGGUCGCUGAGAUGUAAAUAAGGUUAUAGGACACGUGAUUGUUGGCGAUAUUGAUUGUAGGUUAGGGUAAGCGUUAAGGCUAGGUCCAGGGUUAGGGUUGGGAUUAGCGCUAGCCCUGUUUAGCCUUCAUCUCGUGGUCUUUGACCAAACUUGAAGUUGACCUUAUCAAAUAGAUCUAACCCUUGAAUACCUACCCUAACAUCCUGUUUCACCGUGAGACAUAUUUUCUUAAAUCCCCAUCUUGGUUACGUCAGUUUCAUUGUUUCAUAGUCAAAGCACCGAAUUCGCCUAAAACUCAGUGCUCCUCUGUGUAAUAUUGGCUGUUCUGUUUCCUGUGUGUGCGUUCUGUAAAUGAACUGUUUAGUGGUCUCUUUGGUUCAACCCAAAGGUGAAUAAGUCAGUCCACCAAUCCUGCUACAUAUAGAACGCUAUGAUGUCGGUAGAUUCUGUCACCGGGUCCACUGCCACUGUAAAAUCCGGUUAUUUUUGAUAAUAAUAAUAAUAAAUAUGUUGUCAUGGAAUACCAGGUUUCGUUUGGUAAAAGUGGUUACUGGAAUGGUGGUCGGGUUACUGUUAAUUGUGUCAUUCCUGUUAUCCUCGUUGUUCCGACCACAAUAUUGGAAACACCUACCACAGCGGAAUUGGUAUGAAGACUAUUUUUUCGAAAAAUGGUACACACACUGUCAGAAUGACGACAAUAAUGUAGUUGAAGCAUGUAGCAGUGAAUUUGCCGAUUUGAAGGACGUGUUAGUGCUGCCUAUAUUGAACACAGACGAUGCUUUACCAACUUUUAGACUUAAUUGCAAAUCUCCACCAUCUGUUGUCUUUCAGGGAGCAAAUCAUUUAAAUGACUGGUAUAAAAAUAUAGAAUGCGUGGACAAAGAUAUGAGACAAAAAUCUUUCGUGUUUACAGAGAAACGUUUGACCAUAAUGGUACGAAGAGACGCAUAUACAAAUAUUUAUCAUACUAUGGCGGACUUCUAUAACGCUUUCUUGGUGAUGAAAAUUUUGAAAGGAACGCCGAACACAACACAUAUUUUACUCUGGGACCAACAUCCAAAAUGGGGACCCUAUAAUAUCUGGUCGACUUUGUUUGAAAAAGUUAUUCGAACAGCCGAAAUAAAUUCCGAAAAUAUUUAUUCCCAUUUGGCAUGGAGUAUUCUUGGUUCCAACAGCCCGUUAAAUGCAUUCCUUUUACCAACGGUGCCAUACUUAGAUGAAUUCCGCGAUAUCUUUCUAUCCAGAUUUGAGCUGUCCCCAGCCGCUAAGCUAAAUUGCCAACAUUUAAAUAUUCUGUUUGUAUGGCGGCACGAUUCAGUUGCUUAUCCUUGGUACCCAGUCGAACAUAUGAGGGGAAAACUUCUCAAUGAAUUAGAAGUUUUGGCUUCUGUUCGUCAGUUUAUGCCAGGGCAUGAAGUAAAAGGGGUUCAGCUUGACAGUCUUUCAUACAAAGCCCAAUUACAGUUAAUAGCGUCGACAGACAUUUUAAUUGGAAUACAUGGUUCUGGUUUAACGAAUGCCAUUUUUCUACCCGGCCAUUCUGGACUAAUUGAAAUGUUUCCCGAUUCCUCUAUAGAAUAUCCUUCCGCGCGCGAUCAUUUUAAAUAUAUUGCUGGAUGGCGUAAAUUGAAAUAUCUUCGAGGGGAUUACCGCAAGAAUAACUACAGGUUUCCAAAUUAUAAUAUUCAUAUUGAUCCCCAUAAUAUGAAUAAAUUAAUCAAUCAAAUGAAAGCAAAAAUAUGCUGAUUUGUUGUUUUGAGGGUUGAGAUGUAAUUGACGCUUUAGACCAGGUGUGUCUUUUCACCUCUCGGUUUGUCUGUGUCUGUUCUGCAGGAUGGGGGGCGUGGCAAGAAAUAUGCUUCAACUCGUUCGGAUAUGACGUAUAUCAGAAAUAUAAGUGUAUCAGAAAUAUAAAAAAAUAUCAAUGCAUCAGAAAUAUCAGUGUAUCAGAAAUAUCAGUGUAUUGGUGUAUCAGAAAUAUCAGUGUAUCAGAAAUAUCCAUGUAUUGGUGUAUCAGAAAUGUCAGUGUAUCAUAAAUAUCAAUGUAUUGGUGUAUCAUAAAUAUCAGUGUAUCAGAUCAAUGUAUUGUAUCAGAAAUAUCAGUGUAUCACAAAUGUCAGUGUAUCACAAAUGUCAGUGUAUCAGUGUAUCAUAAAUAUCAGUGUAUCACAAAUAUCAAUGUGUCAGAAAUAUCAGUGUAUCAGAAAUAUUAGUGUAUCAGAAAUAUUAGUGUAUCAGAAAUAUCAGUGUAUCAGAAAUAUUAGCGCAUCAGAAAUUUCAGUGUAUGAAAAAUAUCAGUGUGUGAGAAAUAUCAGAUUAUCAGAAAUAUUAGUGCAUCACAAACGUCAAUGUAUCCGAAAUAACAAUGUAUCAGUGUAUCAGAAAUAUCAAUGUAUCAGAAAUUCAGUGUAUCAGAAAUAUCGUCUUCGUAAGGAAUGACCAUGAAUCACUGUUGGAAGGUUUAUGGUGAGCCACGGUGGCUCAGUAAGUAAGACGUUGGCUGGCUAGCAUGGAGGGACAUUACACAUUGGCGUGCACGUAAAAGAACCCUUGGCAGUUGGAAUUCGAUACAAGAGUAGGGUGUAGCGCCGCUGUCCGGAUAAAAUGUCCCUCAUAUCGCACUGUAUGGCGUAUGCAUGUCUUCAUUAGCCCAGUCGGAGCAGAAGAGUAGGACGUUAAACCCCAUUUCAUUUCAUUUAUUUCUUAGAAGAUGAUAUUUUUCAAUAUAUGCAAAUUAUUGUU